This is a messenger RNA of Ilyonectria robusta, 1942 nucleotides long. RefSeq lists its product as uncharacterized. Lineage: Eukaryota; Fungi; Ascomycota; Sordariomycetes; Hypocreales; Nectriaceae. The transcript has 3 exons. The record is from RefSeq and is a predicted model, not a curated record. Bases 96 to 1889 code for a protein of 597 amino acids.
CUGCAUCUCGAGAGGCAUUAUUUAUUCUUCCCGUCUGAAGCCACUUCAGCAAAUGAGCUUCCGCAAUAAACCCUCGUCGCUGAAGUCCCUUGGCUAUGUCUGGGUUUGAAGUAGCCGGACUCGUUCUCGGGGCCUUCCCGCUCGCCAUCACCGCUCUCGAGAAAUAUCGCGAGGUGGCAACCCGGCUGGGGCUCUUCCGUCACAUCCGACUGCAAUACAAGAAAUGCCGGGAUGACUUAGAAUUCCACCGACUAGUGUUUAAGCGGAAUCUGAGGCACUUGUUGCUGCCCUUGGUGGUGGACGAUGACAGGAUUGAGGCACUCCUAGCUGAUCCUGGCGGAGACAGCUGGAAGGAGCCUUUGGUUGCCGACCUUUUGGAGAAGCGUCUUCAAGACUCCUUCGAAUUGUACAUUGAAUACAUUGAAGGAAUGGACUGUGUUAUGAAGGAGAUACACAAGGAACUUGCGUUUGACUCCCAGUCAGUCCAAACAAAAGUCAAUACUCCGAAAAUCCCAACCAAUGCUGCCGGCCUCAAGUCUGCUCUCGGAAGAGAAGGAAGGGCGUUCCAAAUUUACAGGUUAAAAUUCAGCAACGGCGAAACAAACCGCAAGCGACUCUUCGCUGAGCUCCAAAGUUACAACGACAAGCUCGAGAAACUGUUGGAUUCCAGUGACAAGGACAUGCUCUUGGUACAGCAAAGGACCACGGCUACGCAGUGUGCUGCUAUAGAUGCAGCCAUUUGCAGCUUCUGGAUCCAAGCCAGAGACGUCUUCAAAGCGCUGGCCUCGGCGUGGAACUGUCGAUGCCAGCAACAUGGAGCGAAGCUGCUUCUCCAGCACCGGACGAGCAAAAAGCCCGAAUUUCAAGUUACGUUUACAAACUUCACUUCUUCGCAAUGGGAGAUACAGAAAACCAAGAUCGCCGAGGGCAAUGACAUUGUAUCGGCGACAAUGCAUCAGAGCACGACCCUUUUGGAGCACAUCCCGCUCCGACCACAUCCGGCGCACCGCCAUCAUCACAAAACUCCCCUUAAGUCUGCGCUACGAACAAAAGGCAAUAUAACAACUAGUACAACAACUAGUACAACCACUGUUUCGUUGUUAAAGCCUCUACCCUCGAUCACCUUUACAAGUGUGGAAACCACCCUUGUUCACAGCAUUAACCAGCCAAUAUCCAACCUCUGCACCGCCCUUGAACAGUCUGAAGGAUCAUGUUGCGGUUAUCUUUCAGACGACAACUGCCGAUACUAUGUGUAUACCGUGAGCCGCGAGAGUGUGCAAGUUAUUCCAUCCGUGACCCUUGACCAGAUUCUGGACGGUCGUGUUAUCUCUCAGCCCACGCGCACGCAGCGGUACAACGUCUCGCUGAUUCUAGCUUCAUCCUUUCUUCAGCUCCUCGAAUCUCCUUGGAUGACAACCCCUUUCAGAAAGACGGACAUUCUUUUCCUCGGCGAUCUCACCAAAUCAGGCGUUUUUGUUCUAGAUCAACCGCACAUCAAUCGAGACUUUUCAACGGGUCCCGAGGGGACGACAUCGGAAUCUGCAAAACGCGGAGACAAUGUCACUGAUUCUCUAGACCAUCUGGGAAUCCUUCUCUUGGAGCUCUGCUUUGGGAACGUUCUCGAGAAGCAAGCGUGCAGGAAGAGCUGGCCUGCUGGAGGGGAUGCGAGGGAAAAGGCCGUGUUUGAUGUCAUGGCGGCCCGUAAUUGGCAGUGUCAAGUAAACGAGGAGGCAGGGCCGGAUUAUGCCGAGGCCGUAGGGUGGUGUUUGGGAGGAAACCGGAGUUCCCAGCCUGAGAGGUGGAGGCACGACAUGCUCCAGAAGGUGAUUCAGCCUUUGCAGCGAUGCCGUGAUUACUUGGCGGGAUCGUUGGCUCAAACGGCGUCGUAGGAUGAUGGAGUCAUAACUCAAAUAACAAUCCGUAUACCCAACUUGUGUCUUUG